This is a messenger RNA of Penicillium soppii, 462 nucleotides long. Its product is annotated as ubiquitin-conjugating enzyme E2. The record is from RefSeq and is a predicted model, not a curated record. Gene Ontology annotation, molecular function: ubiquitin conjugating enzyme activity. Gene Ontology annotation, cellular component: nucleus. The transcript is spliced from 3 exons. NCBI's taxonomy places the organism in Eukaryota, Fungi, Ascomycota, Eurotiomycetes, Eurotiales, Aspergillaceae. Gene Ontology annotation, biological process: protein polyubiquitination; proteasome-mediated ubiquitin-dependent protein catabolic process. Bases 1 to 462 code for a protein of 153 amino acids.
AUGUUCGCGACCAAGCGCCUAAGCAAGAUGCAAGACCAUGUUCCACCCGGGAUUGCAAUCGUGAAAUGUGACAAUCUGGAAGAGUGGCAGAUGGACAUCAAGGUCCUUGAUCAAAACCCGCUCUAUCUGGAUCAGACUUAUCGUCUGAAGUUCACCUUCAGCAACAAGUACCCCAUUGAACCUCCCGAAGUCCAAUUCAUCCAAUGCCCUGACUCAACCGGCACCCCCCGUUCGAUCCCGAUCCACCCCCACAUAUACAGCAACGGCAUCAUCUGCCUUGACCUGCUAGGCACGUCCGGCUGGUCCCCCGUGCAGAAUGUCGAGAGCAUUUGCAUGAGUCUGCAGAGCAUGCUGACCGCCAAUACCCGUGACGAACGGCCAGCCGGUGACAAGGAAUUCGUCGCCACCAACCGCCGUCGCAUCCGUGACAUCAACUUCGUCUAUGAAGAUGACAAUGUAUAA